AUGCAACAGGAGCAUGGUCAGGAAAACAUGGUUGCAGAGAAGAGGUGUGAGAGGUGCAGGAAGUGGCAAGAACACUACUACCGGGAGCACAUGGAUGUCACCAAGAUCCGCUUCUUCAAGCUUAUGACCGGAGAUUUCGCCAAGGGCGUUAGCAUACCGGUGAAGUUUGUGAGGAAUUUCAAUGGGCAGAUCACUGAAGUGGUUGAACUGAAAGCGGCAAGUGGUGAAACAUGGCACGUCGGUGUAGACAAGAUUGCCGAUGAGCUUCUCCUCACGUCAGGAUGGGAGGAUUUUGUCAAGGCUCGUGAAUUGCAGGAGAAUGACGUCCUGCUGUUCACUUCCAGUGGCAACUCUUCCUUUGAUGUCCUAAUCUUUGAAGCGAGUGGCUGCGAGAAACUGUCUUCCCUGUUUGAUCACAAAACUGGUCCUUAUAGAAUGCACAAACAUUUGAAUGAUAUAGCGGGUCGACAUGCUGAACAAUAUAUAACUGAUUCCGAGGAUACUGUUGUGCCAUCGCAGCUGGUUGGCUCCACACACAAGGCUUCUACUGCAAAGAAACAUAAUUGCAAAGGUAAACCAAGUAAGUAUCAAUCCCUAAACAGCAGUAGUUUCCAUGUUAAGCAUGAAGCAAUUGAGGAAGAGGAGAGUAAUGACAGCUAUGCUGACUCCAAGUUGUACUACUCAAGGAAUGCCAAUCAGGUUACAGAGGAGGAAAAGGAGAAGAUUCUCAGUUUGGCCUCCAUCCAACCAGAAAAUCCUGCAUUUGUGGCUGUUCUGCGGAGGAACCAUCGUCAACGUAGGAACAACUUUCUGACUGUCCCCAGUAGAUUUGCUGCAGAUCAUCUUCACGAAAGACCACAAGAGAUCAUACUUUGUAGGCCGAGAAGAAAGGACAGGUGGUUCGUCAGAUACUAUUACACGAGCUACAUCCGGGGCUUCCAAAACCUGCAGUUUUUCAAGUUUGUGCACGACAACAAGCUUCGCGAGGAAGACACCUGCGUCUUCGAGCUGAUGAAAGGAGCAAAGAGGGUGACAAUGACAGUCCAUGUCAUCAGGAAGGUUGGCGACCGGUUUGACCUGGUGGGCUAAGUUCUUGGUUCUUUGUAGAAUCGGCAUGUAGGAUGGACUUGUACAUACAGGUGUAGUUUCUGAAGCAUGUACUAUGUAGAAGUGGCACUGGAAACUGAAGCUGAAAGUGCCUAGUGUGACGCCUUGCAUGGAAUGCAGCAGGUGCACUUUUGUUUCCUGUAAGGUAACCUCUUGAAGCAGUUUGGCCGUGUGGGUACUAGGACAAGGUUUGAUCUGUGUAUGCAAAAUGUUUCCAAGGAAAUGGUGCCCUAAGAUAGUGGCUUGUGCUUUCAAGUUUGUGCACUGCUACU
Setaria italica (foxtail millet) is the source of this 1379-nucleotide messenger RNA. Its product is annotated as B3 domain-containing protein Os12g0592300. Lineage: Eukaryota; Viridiplantae; Streptophyta; Magnoliopsida; Poales; Poaceae. Bases 1 to 1089 code for a protein of 362 amino acids. The transcript is spliced from 5 exons. Gene Ontology annotation, molecular function: DNA binding. The record is from RefSeq and is a predicted model, not a curated record.